AUGGAGUGUCAUCAGUCUAUGCCCGUCCUAUCAAUGGAAGCCAAAGAAUGGAACACGGCAUUUAUCAGCCGAGACCCAUCCACCUCUAAACUGGAGACCAGAUUUUCGAACCGCAAGCUGGGCGGAGUGCAUGAAAUCUGGCAUCCCAAUUCCGUGGACUGCCUGACGUUGACCAUAGUCAUACAACUUUCUGCAAAUGCUUCAGAGGUCACUGUUUCUGGGAACCGGGACUCCUCCGAUGCUUCGACAUCAUUAGGCCCGCAAGCCACUGCAAUUCUCAAGAUCGCCCGAUUUGAAUGGGAAAUACCACGCAUUGUGCAGGAGACCAGAGCUUACAAGCUGCUAGAAGAGAGCGGAUUGGCCCCGCGGUUUCUCGGCCAUGUCCAUGAGCAUGGGCGAGUGAUUGGGAUCCUGGUGGAGAAAAUCGAAGGGCGCGAGGCGUCGAUUGGAGACCUUCCAGUUUGCAAAGAUGUUGUUCAGCAGUUUCAUAAGCUUGGUUUGCUGCAUGGAGAUGUCAACAAGUACAAUUUCAUUAUAGGCAGCGGGACUGCAAAGUUGAUUGAUUUCGAAAAUAGCCGGGCACAUCUGGAUGACUGCUCAGCUAUGCAGUCUGAACUCGACUCAUUGGAGACUCAACUGCAGGAAAAGACUGGGCGUGGUGGAGGAUUCAUGUCUAUAGAAAACCCAAGUUGA
Messenger RNA from Trichophyton verrucosum HKI 0517, 693 nucleotides. RefSeq lists its product as uncharacterized. The record is from RefSeq and is a predicted model, not a curated record. The coding region runs from base 1 to 693 and encodes 230 amino acids. Lineage: Eukaryota; Fungi; Ascomycota; Eurotiomycetes; Onygenales; Arthrodermataceae. The transcript has 2 exons.